Messenger RNA from Penicillium pulvis, 576 nucleotides. RefSeq names its product S-(hydroxymethyl)glutathione synthase. Gene Ontology annotation, molecular function: S-(hydroxymethyl)glutathione synthase activity; zinc ion binding. The transcript is spliced from 2 exons. The coding region runs from base 1 to 576 and encodes 191 amino acids. The record is from RefSeq and is a predicted model, not a curated record. Gene Ontology annotation, biological process: formaldehyde catabolic process. NCBI's taxonomy places the organism in Eukaryota, Fungi, Ascomycota, Eurotiomycetes, Eurotiales, Aspergillaceae.
AUGGCGCCUUCUCUCCACCCUCUCAUCGACAACGGCAUUACCAAGGGCGACCCUGCCUUUCCCGGGGGUACACUGCGCUGUCGCUGCCCCUCUGACCAAGUGAUUGUCUCGCUGAAGAGCAACGUUGCGCACAACCACGCCUGCGGCUGUUCCAAGUGCUGGAAGCCAUCCGGCGCACUUUUCUCAGUCGUCGGUGUCUUGCCCCGGGAAAACGUCAAGAUUGAAGCCAACGAGUCAAAACUGCAUGUGAUCGAUUCCUCCGCCGUCAUUCUUCGCAACGCAUGCAAGGAGUGUGGUGCUCACCUCUUUGGCCGCAUUGAGCGUGAUCACCCAUUCCGUGGUCUGGACUUUGUGCACGUCGAAUUAUCGGAUCAGAAGGGCUGGCAAGAACCCCAAUUCGCCGGUUUUGUUUCCUCGAUCAUUGAGCAGGGAUACAACCCCGAGGGAAUGGAUGCGGUUCGGGCUAAGUUCAAGGCCGAGGGGCUGGAGAGCUACGAUGCUCUGUCCCCACCAUUGAUGGAUCUUAUUGCUACAUUCACAGCCAAGAAAUCUGGUGUGAAGUUUGCGAAUCUGUGA